AGAACAGAGAGAUGUGCAUUGUCCUCUGCACCUUUGUGGCCAAAGAUGGACCCAGAACCAACAACAACAAUGGAUUACUAUGCUUAUGGUGGAGAAGUUUGCAAUAAAGAAGAGAUUAAGAAAAAUGCAGCCAAAUUCAUUCCACCACUAUAUAUUCUGGUAUUUGUACUUGGUUUUAUUGGAAACACUGUUGUUAUUUUGAUUCUACUCAAGUACAAAAAGCUCAGUAACAUGACAGAUAUCUAUCUCCUUAAUCUAGCAAUAUCUGACUUACUUUUUGUUUUUUCAUUGCCAUUUUGGGCAUAUAACACUGUAUAUCACUGGGUAUUUGGUAAUGUAUUAUGUAAACUCUUAUCCUGGCUUUAUUUAGUUGGAUUUUAUAGUGGGAAUUUUUUUAUUAUUCUUCUUACAUUAGAUAGAUAUUUGGCCAUAGUGCACGCUGUUUAUGCUAUGAAAGCAAGGACACGGACAUUUGCAAUAAUUACAAGUGCAGUUUUAUGGGGAAUUGCUACUUUUGUAUCCAUUCCAGACCUCAUCUUCAACAAAGCCAUCAAAGAAAAUGAAAUAAAUGCAUGUAGUCCUGUUUAUCCUCCAGGUGUAGAAAACCAAUGGAAACUCCUCUCUUUGAUUAUGAUGAUUUUAUUAGGGCUUGUUAUGCCUCUUAUGAUUAUGGUGUUUUGUUAUACAAAAAUAAUACAAACUCUGAUCAAAUGUAGGAAUGAGAUGAAAAAAGUCAGAGCUGUAAAGCUUGUUUUCAUUAUAAUGAUUGUUUUUUUUCUCUUUUGGACACCAUAUAUCAUUGCUCUAAUCAUGUACACCUUUCAAACUUCUUACCUACUUAAUAACUGUGAAACCAGCAAAAAGUUAGAUGUGGCAAUCCAGUGGACAGAAGCUAUUUCGUACUUUCAUUGCUGUCUCAAUCCUAUAAUCUAUGCUUUUGUAGGGGAAAAGUUCAGGUCAUACUUAUUUACCUUUAUCCGAACACUGUUGCCAAAUUGGAACUUUUGUCCUUUCAGGUCUAUAACACAUGAACGCCACAGUUCACUGUACAACUCAUCUACUGGAGAGCAUGUUAUUUCUGCAAUUCUGUAAAUUGUAUCUUGUUUUCAUGGUUUGAAUAAUAUGUAAUGUUCACAAGUGAUUUAUAACUUUCUAAAAUAAUUUAACAAAUGUAAUAAAGUAAUUUUGUUUGUUUUUUUGCUA
Bombina bombina (fire-bellied toad) is the source of this 1203-nucleotide messenger RNA. Its product is annotated as C-C chemokine receptor type 5-like. Gene Ontology annotation, cellular component: membrane. Gene Ontology annotation, molecular function: chemokine receptor activity. The transcript has 2 exons. Gene Ontology annotation, biological process: G protein-coupled receptor signaling pathway; immune response; chemotaxis. The coding region runs from base 46 to 1092 and encodes 348 amino acids. The record is from RefSeq and is a predicted model, not a curated record. Lineage: Eukaryota; Metazoa; Chordata; Amphibia; Anura; Bombinatoridae.